Messenger RNA from Hansenula anomala, 933 nucleotides. Its product is annotated as OST3/OST6 family protein. The record is from RefSeq and is a predicted model, not a curated record. The transcript has a single exon. Gene Ontology annotation, cellular component: oligosaccharyltransferase complex. NCBI's taxonomy places the organism in Eukaryota, Fungi, Ascomycota, Saccharomycetes, Phaffomycetales, Wickerhamomycetaceae. Bases 1 to 933 code for a protein of 310 amino acids.
AUGGCGUUCACCAAUGCAUUGAGUGCUUCAAACCUUCUUAAACAUAAAGAAAAGGCCAGCUCUAACGUUAUAAAACUAACCAAGAAUAACUAUGAAAGAAUUUUAGAAGGUCCAAGAGAUUCUUACAUCGUGCUACUUUUAACAGCUACCAACCCUCAAAUUGGCUGUACUAUUUGUCAACAAUUGAAUCCAGAAUUUGAUAAGAUAGCUGAUUCUUGGUUCUCGGAUCACCCAGAUGGUGACAAUUUAUUCUUUGCAAGAGCUGAUUUUGCUGAUGGUUAUCGUGAAAUUUUCCAAGCUUUCCAAUUGAAUAAUGUCCCAAGAUUGUACUUAUACUCUCCAUCUGAAGAUAACCAAGCUUUCAACGAAGGUCUUGAACAAUUACCAAUUCCAAACGCUAAUUUAGCAUUAGAACUUGCCCAAAAUUUGAAAGAAGCUACACAAAAAAACAUCAACGUUUAUGAACCAGUUGCUUAUGGUAAUAUUAUCAUCACUGCAGUUUUCACCUUCUGUUCUGUUUUAUUAAUCAAGAAAAACUUUGCUUCUGUCUCUACAAUCUUGAAAAGCAGACCUUUAUGGGGUGGUCUUACUGUUUUUUCAAUCUUGAUCUUUAUUACUGGUUAUAUGUUCAAUGCAAUCAGAGGGUCCCCAUAUGCUAGACCAACACAAGAUGGUGGUACCGAGUACUUUGCUCGUGGUCAGCAAAGUCAAUAUGGUGUUGAAACUCAAAUCUUGUCAUUUGUCUAUGGUAUUUUAGCAUUUUCAGCAGUGAGUUUAGUCACCAAAGUUAAAUCAAUUGAAAAUGAAAAAGUUCAAUUUGUUGUUGUUGCCGUUGUCAGUUUGAUCAUUCUUUCUGCUUAUAGUAUUUUGAUGCUGAUCUUCCAAUUCAAAUCACCUGGAUAUCCAUACCAUUUACUUCAACUAUGGUCAUAA